Molecule: messenger RNA, 2560 nt
Organism: Carlito syrichta (Philippine tarsier)
Lineage: Eukaryota; Metazoa; Chordata; Mammalia; Primates; Tarsiidae
Gene: H6PD
Product: hexose-6-phosphate dehydrogenase/glucose 1-dehydrogenase
Exons: 4
Coding region: 16-2382 (788 amino acids)
Biological process (GO): pentose-phosphate shunt; glucose metabolic process; pentose-phosphate shunt, oxidative branch
Cellular component (GO): endoplasmic reticulum
Molecular function (GO): glucose-6-phosphate dehydrogenase activity; 6-phosphogluconolactonase activity; NADP binding
Source: RefSeq, a predicted model, not a curated record
CCAGGCAUUUGGAAGAUGCUCAUGGUGGCGAUGUAUGUGGCCCUUCUGGGCUGCCUGCAGGCCCAGGAGCUCCAAGGACACGUCUCCAUAAUCCUGCUGGGAGCAACUGGGGACCUGGCUAAGAAGUACCUGUGGCAGGGACUGUUCCAGCUGUACAUGGAUGAGGCAGGGCAGGGUCACAGCUUCAGCUUCCAUGGGGCUGCUCUGACGGCCCCCAAGCAGGGCCAGGCACUCAUGACCAAGGCCCUGGAAUCCCUCUCCUGCCCCGAGGACAUGGCACCUGGUCACUGUGCUGAACACAAGGAUGAAUUCCUGCAGCUGAGCCAGUACUACCAACUGAACACCACUGAGGACUAUCAGGCCCUGAACAAGGACAUUGAGGCACGGGUCCAGAACGGAGCCCUCCGGGAGGCUGGCAGGAUUUUCUACUUCUCUGUGCCACCCUUUGCCUAUGCGGACAUUGCCCGCAGUAUCAAUAGCAGCUGCCGUCCAGGCCCGGGCGCCUGGCUGCGGGUCGUCCUUGAGAAGCCCUUUGGCCAUGACCACCUCUCAGCCCAGCAGCUGGCCACAGAGCUUGGGAGCUUCUUCCAGGAGGAAGAGAUGUACCGGGUGGACCAUUACCUGGGCAAGCAGGCUGUGGCGCAGAUCCUGCCCUUCCGAGACCAGAACCGCAAGGCUCUGGACAGGCUGUGGAGCCGGCACCAGGUGGAGCGGGUGGAGAUCAUCAUGAAGGAGACUGUGGACGCAGGAGGGCGCACCAGCUUCUACGAGGAGUACGGUGUCAUCCGUGACGUCCUGCAGAACCACCUGACUGAGGUGCUCACGCUGGUGGCCAUGGAGUUGCCCCAGAAUGUCAGUGAUGUGCAGGCUGUGCUGCGGCACAAGCUACAGGUCUUCCAGGAGCUGCGUGGCCUGCAGAAGGGCAGCACCGUGGUGGGCCAGUACCAGGCCUACCCUGAGCAGGUGCGCAGGGAGCUGCAGCGGCCGGACAGCUUCCACAGCUUGACGCCAACCUUUGCAGGCGUCCUCAUCCACCUCGACAACCUCCGCUGGGAGGGCGUGCCCUUCAUCCUGAUGUCUGGCAAGGCCCUGGACGAGAGGGUGAGCUACGUGCGCGUCCUGUUCAAGAACCAGGCGUGCUGCGUCCAGAGCGAAAAGCACCGGGCUGCGCCGCAGAGCCAGUGCCUGCCGCGGCAGGUCGUCUUCCACAUCGGCCACGGGGACCUGGGCAGCCCCGCCGUGUUGGUCAGCCGGAACCUGUUUAGGCCAUCACUGCCCACAGGCUGGAAGGAGGUAGGGGAGCAGUCCGGGCUCCAUCUCUUUGGCCGCCCUCUGUCCGACUACUACGCCUACAGCCCCGUGCGGGAGCAGGACGCCUACUCCAUCCUCCUGUCACGGAUCUUCCACGGCCGAAAGGAUUCCUUCAUCACCACAGAGAACCUGCUGGCCUCCUGGGCCUUCUGGAGCCCCGUGCUGGACAGCCUGGCCCGCGAGGCCCCGCGCCUCUACCCCGGGGGAGCUGAGAACGGCCCUUUGCUGGACUUGGAGUUCAGUGGCAGCCAGCUGUUCUUUUCCCAGCAGCCCCUGGAGCAGCUGGUGCCGGGGCCCGGGUCAGCGCCAAUGCCCAGCGACUUCCAGGUCCUCCGUGCCAAGUACCGAGAGAGCCCGCUGGUCUCGGCCUGGCCCGAGGAGCUCAUCUCCAAGCUGGCCAGCGACAUAGAGGCCACAGCCGUGCGGGCGGUACGGCGCUCUGGCAGGUUCCACCUGGCGCUCUCGGGGGGCUCCAGCCCCGUGGCCCUGUUCCAGCAGCUGGCCACGGGGCACUAUGGCUUCCCCUGGGCCCACACGCACCUGUGGCUGGUGGACGAGCGCUGUGUGCCACUCUCGGACCCAGAGUCGAACUUCCAGGGCCUGCAGGCCCACCUGCUGCAGCACGUCAGGGUCCCCUACUACAACAUCCACCCCAUGCCCGUGCACCUGCGCCAGCGGCUCUGCGCCGAGGAGGACCAGGGUGCCCAGCUCUACGCCCAGGAGAUCGCGGCGCUGGUGGCCAACAGCAGCUUCGACCUGGUGCUGCUGGGCAUGGGCGCCGACGGGCACACCGCCUCUCUCUUCCCGCAGUCCCCCGCCGGCCUGGAAGGCGAGCCGUUGGUCGUGCUGACCAGGAGCCCCUCCCAGCCGUACCAGCGCAUGAGCCUUAGCCUGCCCCUCAUCAACCGGGCCAGGAAGGUGGCCGUCCUGGUCAUGGGCCGGAUGAAGCGAGAGAUCACCAUGCUGGUGAGCCGUGUGGGCCGCGAGCCCUGGAAGUGGCCCAUCUCAGGCGUCCUGCCCAGUUCCGGCCAGCUGGUGUGGUACAUGGACUACGAGGCGUUUCUGGGGUGAUGCGCCUUUGCCCCGCCCGCCCCGCCCCGUGCCUUUCUCACCGGUGGUCUUCCCAUCAGCCCUGCCACUGCCCCAUGUGCCUCGGCUCUCUGGAAUCUGAUGCCUCGAGGCAGGCCCCAGAGGGAAGCCUGUCCCAAGGCCCCCGACAACCAGGCCUGUUUUCUGGUGGAGAGAGCAG